This is a messenger RNA of Scaptodrosophila lebanonensis, 2248 nucleotides long. RefSeq lists its product as uncharacterized. Gene Ontology annotation, molecular function: DNA binding; DNA-binding transcription factor activity. The transcript has 3 exons. Gene Ontology annotation, biological process: regulation of DNA-templated transcription. The coding region runs from base 23 to 2146 and encodes 707 amino acids. NCBI's taxonomy places the organism in Eukaryota, Metazoa, Arthropoda, Insecta, Diptera, Drosophilidae. The record is from RefSeq and is a predicted model, not a curated record.
GAAGCGCACAAAAGAAAAAAUAAUGGCUCCGGCUCUUUCGAAAUUUACGGUACAACCCAAGAACCGUCAUAAUUUUCGGUACUCAAAGGAGGGAUUACGGGGCCCGCUGAAUGGCGAAAGAGAGUACAGUUGGCCGACAGUGGAAGUUACAUUUGGGAAAGAUGUAUCCAAACCCAAGCGAAUGCAAAUUAUUUGGCAAUUGGUGAAGCCAUACUCACAAAGUCCUACAUACUUGGUUUCCACUAAUGCUCUACAGCCAGUUGAAAAUAAAGAUAAUAAAAGGAAACGAACUCGCGCAGAAAUUGCUAUUAAUUUGAAACCUAUCAUCGAAGAGAUAGACACUGACGUAACGAAGUCGGAGUAUAAAUUUCAACUCAUCAACUACUGCAUUGUUAAAACCAAGAAAGAUGAUAUACCAAAGCUUUUGGACCAAAUGAAAAACUUUCUUACUGACAAUAUGGUUAUGUUGCCUACAAAAGAGUUGGCAACCGAAGAGUAUAGCAAGGUUGAAACAGUAUAUCUGGCUUUUACAGCUCUAAAUAUGGACACAAUCCCGUAUCAAAAGAUUUCCAAAACACUUUUCUCUAACGGCAUAUUAAAUACAAACGCAAAACUCCAACUAAACAAAUGUUGCAAUACCUGGAUAGCCAUAGAUGGAAAUAUGCACAUAGACCUAUUACUAUCUGAUACCCUUAGAGACUAUCAGAUUCGCAUUCGUGAACUACAUGGGAAUUGGGAGUCCGCACUUAUUGAGCCCAUUAAAGAGAGUAAAUUGAAAAGCCGCCAUGGCGUCCUCACCUAUGAGGCACCCAAAUAUGAUGGAACCUCAACUAAGGACUACGUUAAUUGUGAAUUGGAACUUUACGAUGGCAAUGUCAAGGCUGACUCAAAGACGAUUAAGUAUGUUCGGCUUCCCUUGAAAAACAAGGACAACACGGUCAUAGAUAUGGAAUCCAAUAGUGAUGAUAAGGAAGGGUCAGAACCUAUUGAGAUUCCAAUUUCUCCUGCUGAUUCUCAAUCGGAUCACUCUGAUGCUGAAUGUACAGCUGUGAAACGUAAAAAACUUACUAAGAAGAUAAAGCAGACAGCGGAUAUUGCUUUGCAGCCAAUGUCGCUUAUAGAAGACCCGAUAAGUUCAGGCCUUUCGAUUCCUGUUGGGGUUCCAGAGGCCAAUACGGAUGAAGAAGAACCAAACGGAGAAAGUGGUCAUGAAAGUGAUGGCUCGGAACCUUAUCCUGCUGAAAACAUUUACAACCCGGAAUCAAACAAUUCUAGCCUUCUACCGCUAGAUUUUAAAGAUAUUAUCCGUGAGCUUCAUAAUGGUCUUAAGCUUAUAGGCAAGCAUUUGCGGAGAAAAACUGACUCUAUAACGACUACAAAAAUGAUUUGGAUGAAUGACGUCAUGAAAAUAAGUAAUGUAUAUACCCACUGGAUUGGAAAAAAGUGUACUACUAUAUUCCAUGAGGCCAUUACACUUGGGCAGUAUCUUCAAUUCAAAGAAGCCUUCAACUGCGAUCAAAUUUCAAAGGAAUAUAUUAAAUAUCUGACCCAAUUGGAAAGGCACACAUUUUUGCAUCACGCUGUACGUGAGGAGUGCAUAGAUCUAUUGAAUAUGCUGGAUACCCAUUUGCCUAUAGGGGAAUUGGCUCUGGCCCUACAAACGUAUAAUGCUGAAGGAUUUCCCCCAUUUAAUUUGGCAAUCCAGGAAUGUAGAAAGAACAGCUUCUUAUGGCUAAUGAAAUUGUGCGAGAAAAAAAACUUCGAUAUAUCUGGUUUUAAAACAAGAACAUUGGGAUAUACUCCCUUUCAUUUGGCCGUUAAGAGCAAAGAGUGUGACUUCUUCACAAAACAUAUCCUAGAGCGGUAUCCGCAUGCAGAACAUUGGACAAGCCUUAACGAUAUGACAGCAUAUGAUGAAUAUAUUCCUAGAAGUCCACAGUCACCUUCGGGUUAUGACAGCUGUCCUAUGGACGGACUAUUACGUUACGAGCAGCACUAUCCACCUCAGCCAAGUUGGAUGGCUCCACAGAGGUUCUCCUUGCAGAUGUCGCUGCAACGUCAACCGGCUUUUGGCGGCUUUCAACGACAAUAUGCUAGAUCACAUAUGUAUCCCGAGGUCAUUAUGCAAAAUUACUAUAUAUUUUGAACUGUAUUCAACAUAACCUGUAUACACAUAUAUAUCGCAAUACAACUUUAAUCAGGUACACAUAUACAUAUAUCCAAAUAAAAUAUUUACUUAUCUAUAAAA